This is a messenger RNA of Amphibalanus amphitrite, 2164 nucleotides long. RefSeq names its product germinal-center associated nuclear protein-like. Bases 1 to 1185 code for a protein of 394 amino acids. The transcript has 8 exons. Lineage: Eukaryota; Metazoa; Arthropoda; Thecostraca; Balanomorpha; Balanidae. The record is from RefSeq and is a predicted model, not a curated record.
AUGAGGGAGAGGGGCUCCACAGGGGCUGUGGUAUCGGCACUGGAGUGGCUGUUUGAACACCGCCCUACCCCGCCCCCGCUGCGGGCCGCCCGACUGCGCCACCUGGCUCAGGACUUCCUCGGUGUUCAGGUGACCCGGCGGCUCUACACCGAUCUGCAGGCGCGGCGGAACAAGAAGCGCGUGGAACAGAGUCCCGUGGCGGCCGUCUCUCUGUAUAACACGGCUGUUCGCUACCUCUCUGCGGUGCUCAGCAGCGGCUCGCUGCCGGACCUCUCCUGGCCUCCGGCCGAGCUGGUCGAGCUGACAGAGGGGGCCGUUACAGAGCGGCCCGAGUCGGCCCUGCCGCCACCCGGCUGGAACCGGCCUGAGCGGCUACUGCAGAUACAGCAGGAGGUCAGCGCUCUCUCACUACCCCCGCUGGACGUUGACGUCGACUGGAGCUGGACAGAGUGCUGCGCCAAGGUGCUGCAGUACGUCGGACGGUUAUCGGAUGGAGCCGGAGACGGCACGCCGGCUCUGUACAGAGUCCGGAGUCUGCUGCGGGACCGCCUGCAGCUGCUGCGCCGUGCUGCCUGGCCUCUCGAUGAGGACGUCGGUGACCAGCCUCUGUCGGCCAGCCUGCCGUGGACGGACAUUGUGCAGUGCUGUAUCGAGGUGCGCACGGACCAACUCAGCGGCUCAGAGGAGGUGUACUACCUGCCCGACGAGCUGGACAACUUCCGCGUGCCGGACUUGUGGACAGAGUACACCUCCGUCGGCCACACCGGAGAGUGUCUGACCCUGGACGAGUCGGUGACCAUCGCCAAACGUUCCCUGGACACCUCUGUUGAGUGCAGCCCCGCUGUGAAGCGGCGACCCGAGAGACACAGCUUCGGUCGACCGACGCUAGAUGUCAGCACUCACAUCGACCGGGAACUGAACGUCUCCCUGGACUGGGAGCAGCGGCUGCGGGAGCUGGUGGACGAGGGUGACGCCAGCGGUGCGAUGGCGCCGCUUCCCCCGCCUCCUCCAGUCCACCUCACUCCGCCGCGGACCGGUCGGCGCGCCAGCCUGGAGCGGCAGCUGUGCCAGCUGCGGGCGCAGCUGUCGGCUGACCGGCGGCACACCGAGCAGCUGGACCGGCUGCUGGCAGCUGCAGCUGGCGGGACGGAGCUGCCGCCGGCGCUCGUCGGAUCGCCAGAGUAGCGGCGCUGGGCGUCCACAGCCGACCGACGACAACGCUUCUGAUGUGUCUACCGGCUUUUGGUAUCUACCCAACUACCCAAGACCUUACUUUGAUUGCGGCCAAGUCGACACAUCGGACUGCAGUGAUACAGUGCCGAGCUAAAGCGUGUGAGCUAAAACGUGAGCCAAGUGUGACGGCUGUGGUGAGCUGUGGUAGAUCUGGGAUACCAGCGGUUUUCGGCAUAGCACCGGUUCCGUGACGACCGUUGCGAGUGUCUGUGUCACAGUUUUGUGAUGCAGCUGUGCCAGGAUGCUGACACGGACGUGCACAGCGUUUGCGUGAUACGCCGGUGACAGGGUGACGGAUAUACCGACUGAACAACACAGCGCGGCCUCUGGCAGCCCCGGAGAGCGCAAUCUGCAGCCCCGGAGAGCACAAUCUGCAGCCCCGGAGAGCGCAAUCUGCAGUCCCGGAGAGCGCAAUCUGCAGCCCCGGAGAGCGCAAUCUGCAGCCCCGGAGCGCGCAAUCUGCAGCCCCGGAGCGUAAUCUGCAGCCCCGGAGCGCAAUCUGCAGCCCCGGAGCGCAAUCUGCAGCCCCGGAGCGCAAUCUGCAGCCCCGGAGCGCAAUCUGCAGCCCCGGAGCGCAAUCUGCAGCCCCGGAGCGCAAUCUGCAGCCCCGGAGCGCAAUCUGCAGCCCCGGAGCGUAAUCUGCAGCCCCGGAGCGCAAUCUGCAGCCCCGGAGCGCAAUCUGCAGCCCCGGAGCGCAAUCUGCAGCCCCGGAGCGCAAUCUGCAGCCCCGGAGCGCAAUCUGCAGCCCCGGAGCGCAAUCUGCAGCCCCGGAGCGCAAUCUGCAGCCCCGGACCAGUGCGACCGCGUUUACAUAGCAUUUUUGACGAGGCUCUAGCUCGUUUAUUUGGCGAUAAUUUCGAUGCAGUGGUCUUCAAGUAGGGGAGAGUGGGGAAAGAUGCCCAGGGUUUUGCUAUGUCAUAUAUUAUUCGAA